AUGGGCUUCUGCAGCCGCUGCGGCGAACCCGUACAAGCCUCGACCCGCUGCAGGUGUGGUGGCCUGCCCCGAGAGUCGGCCACGCAGGCACUUCUUGACGGCAAGGGCAGCGACCGGUGGACCAACAGCUACACCACCCGCUCGACCAGGGGCAACUCGAACGCACGCUCAAACUCGUCUACACCAACCACGACCGGCGGCAUCAGUGCAUUCGGCGAGCGCACAACGCCAAAGCGCCCGGCGAGCCCGACAAAGCUGUCCUCGUUCAUCCACGACGCCGGCGAGCUGCACAGCGUCUUUGGCUCGGUUCUCAGCCCACAAGAUCACUGGAGCUGUGCAGGCUGUACCGCGUCGUUCAAGCAGGAGGAGACGAUCUACCCGCACCCGGGCGCCAAGCACGACCACAAACUCGCCGAGACGUUCUUCUGUCGGUCCUGCUUCGCGGAGCGCUUUCGUGUCGGCGACUGCAAGGCGUGCAAGCAGGCGGUCUUGACCGACGCUCCUUUCGUCAAGCACGGCUCGACGGUCUGGCACAACCCCUGCUUCGUCUGCGUCUACUGCGACGACCCGUCGACCGACGCCGUCAUCGACCUCGCAGGCCGGCCUUCCUGCGAGCGCUGCUUCGACGGCGCCUCGACCCGCACACGCAUCAUCCCGCCCUCGCCUCAGCCGCCCCAGGGCGCGUUCGCCAAGCACCAUGUGUCGGUACCGCCCGCUCCGAGCAAGUGGGGCAGGCCGUCGCUCCCGUCGUCGGCGGCGGGCUCGAGCACGCCGCCGCACAAGCCCGGCGGGCCCUGGAGCUCGAGGCCGGGGCCGCAGGUCAAGGCGCCGUCAAGCGGGCUCAGCAUCUCGAGCUCGACGUCUUCAACGUCGACGGGUGGCGGCAGGACGGGCGUCGCACGCCUCCAGUUCGAGCGCGACAAGUCGCCCAUCGCGCCCUCGCUUGACGAGCUCGGCGACCGUUUGCGGCGCGCCGGCAUCAAGGACACGGCGGCGCCCGGCAGCCCGGCCAAAGAGGCUGCUGCGCCGUCGUCGUCGCCGAGCAAGGCAGCGCGCCCGCCGCUGCCGCAGGUCCCGAGCAGCGGUCCUCGGCCGCCGUCGCCCGUCAAGGCGAGCGCCGCGGCAUGGCCGCCUCGUUCGGCCUCGCCGACCAAGGCGUCGAUCUCCAACGUCCCUCGACCUGCGCUCGUCCCUGUCCAACCCGUCUCACCCGCGCCCUCGUCCUUCGACCGACCGCACUCGCCGCUCAAGCCGUCCUCGUCCUCGUCCCCAACCAAGCCGUCCUUCCCGUCCUCGCCAACACCUUCUUCUGCCGCUGUGCACGUCGAGGACGACGACCAGUGCCCCGUGUGCGCGCUCCCGCUCGGGUACGGCGACUUUGUCGAGCUGCCGCAGACGGGUGCGCUCAUGCACGCCGAGUGCUUCCGCUGCGGCGGCUGCGGCGAGCCUCUCGGUGCGGGCAAACACGUCGAGGCCGAGGGAAAAUGCUGGCACAAGGCGUGUGCGCCUGCGCCCAAGCGCUACCGCGCCCUCGUCACGUCGCUCGCCGAGCCCGAGCCCGUCGCACACGGCUCGUCGUCGCCGUCGCCCGUCUCGCCUCGCCCGCUCGAGCCCGACCUCGCCGACGACCUCGGCGAGCCCGCGCCGUGUCACGCGUGCGGGACCGCGCUCGGCGUCGGGCGCAGCGUGACGGUGCCGCGCAGCGGGCACUCGUUCCACCAGAAGUGCUUCACGUGCGCGGCGUGCGCGAGGGCGUUCGGCGAGGAGAAGGGCGAGAGGGGGUUCGUCGAGGUCGAGGGCUUGCCGUACCACCAGCGCUGUGCCCCGCCGCCCGCGUCGCCCUCGCCGCGCAUCCUCAACUCGCCCUUCUUCGCCGCCGACGCCCAGUCCCUCCCCUCGUCGCGCUCGACGCGCCUCCCGACCUCGCCCUCGUUCCCUCGCGCCCUCGCCCUCUCGCCAUCUUCGUCGUCGACCUCGAUCGCACCUACCAUCUUCUCGCGGCGCGAGCGCCCGCCGGCCGGGCUCGGCGGCCUGCUCGUGUGCGCCGGUUGCUCGGUGCGCUCGACCGACAAGGAGACGGUCGUCGGCCCGAGGAACACGCGGUGGCACCCGCGGUGCCUCGUGUGCCGCGAGUGCAAGAGGGCGCUCGACAGCGAGUGCAGGGUCGGCGACGAUGGCGCGCUCAGGUGCGAGGCUUGCAGGAAGACGGUCGGCCGCAGGAGCUACCGCGACAACGCCGCCGUGCCGCCGAGCCCGACCAAGCCGCUGGCACCCCCGUCCGCCGCAUCUGACCCUCACCGCAAACUUUCCUGA
This is a messenger RNA of Rhodotorula graminis WP1, 2313 nucleotides long. RefSeq lists its product as uncharacterized. The record is from RefSeq and is a predicted model, not a curated record. The coding region runs from base 1 to 2313 and encodes 770 amino acids. Lineage: Eukaryota; Fungi; Basidiomycota; Microbotryomycetes; Sporidiobolales; Sporidiobolaceae. Gene Ontology annotation, cellular component: nucleus; Z disc. The transcript has 11 exons. Gene Ontology annotation, molecular function: transcription coregulator activity.